This is a messenger RNA of Amphibalanus amphitrite, 2003 nucleotides long. Its product is annotated as gamma-secretase subunit Aph-1-like. Lineage: Eukaryota; Metazoa; Arthropoda; Thecostraca; Balanomorpha; Balanidae. Gene Ontology annotation, molecular function: protein-macromolecule adaptor activity. Gene Ontology annotation, cellular component: endoplasmic reticulum; membrane; gamma-secretase complex. Gene Ontology annotation, biological process: Notch signaling pathway; positive regulation of catalytic activity; protein processing. The record is from RefSeq and is a predicted model, not a curated record. The coding region runs from base 139 to 903 and encodes 254 amino acids. The transcript has 6 exons.
GGCUAAAUUUUGGGCUCCAUUCAUCCUUUCUUGCGUGAGAAUAGUCAUCAUUUGGAGACCAGUAGUUAAAAGCAUAAAAUAACGACGAAGAGAAGGCCAAGGUCACAGGUUUGGGGAAGCAGUCGUAAAGCAGCCACCAUGACAGUGAUGGAGUUUUUUGGAUGUGGUUUUCUGGCAUUUGGCCCACCCUUAGCAAUGUUUAUCAUCACCAUUGCUAAAGAUCCAAUAAGAAUUAUUAUCCUUAUGUCAAGCGCAUUCUUCUGGCUACUGUCGCUGCUGUUCUCGUCUCUGCUCUGGUUCGCCGUGGUCCCUCUCCGCACCGAACUGGCGUUCGGGAUGGUGUUCUCCGUGCUGCUCCAGGAACUAUUCAGGUUCCUGCUGUACAAGCUGCUCCGUCUGGCCGAGAGCGGUCUGAAGAAGGUGACCGACAACGACCAGGUGGUGACGAACCCACACAUCAUGUCCUACGUGUGCGGUCUCGGCUUCGGCAUGAUGUCGGGGGCGUUCUCGCUGGUGAACGUGCUGGCCGACUCGGUGGGCCCGGGCACCAUGGGUCUGCGCGGCCACUCGCCCUACUUCUUCCUGGUGUCGGCCACCCUGACACUGUGCUUCAUCAUGCUGCACACCUUCUGGGGCGUUAUCCUGUUCGACGCCGUGGAUAGAGGCAGCGUGCUGCGGACGCUCUUCGUGGUCGUCUCCCACCUGGCUCUCUCCUGUUUGACGCUGCUGAACGCCACCUCUCUGUACGCGGUGACGCUGGUGGCGGCCGUGGCGCUGACCGUCAUCACCGGCUACGGCGCGCUGCUGGUCACGGGCGGAACGGGGCGCCGCCUGCUCACCUGUCUCCGGCCGCGGCCCACCCAGCUGCAGGUGCCCGAGCCGCCGCUGCCCGACCGGCAGUGAUCCGUGGCGCGGCCGACCGCCCGGCGGCCACAGCCGAGAGAGCUGACGGCUGGCCACUAGCCUGCUGGAUGCGGUCUAUGGGUCUGGGCUGUGGAGUGGGGACGGGCUCCGAGCAACAUCUAUUGCUAGCUGUGGUUGUGUGUGCUUAGGUAUGAUUAUUUAUCCUAAAUGUUUGUGUUCAUUAACUUGAUGUGCGCGCCAUGUAAUGGCAUGCUGAUAAUUAUUAAUUUGAUUGGAAAAUUCGUCCGUACCUACAGAGCGAAUAUCUCCUUGCGUCAUUGUUGGAAUAUUUCUAUGCUGUGUAAUGGUGUAUAUGUGCUGGCUGCUUGGUCGGCCCCUCCAAGGUGCAACGCGCCGGCUACAUUUAUUCAAAAUCUAAAAGUCAUAUUGCCUUUUGCUACGCUUCGCAUAGGUCAUGCUGUGCUAUCUGUUUUUGGACUUUUGGGAUACGUUUAUCACUUAGUUGUCACGUUAGAUUUUUAGGUUAAAGGGGCGGCUGAACAUGUCUAACUAGAAGGCCGACUUGACAUUUUAAUUGCUUUUGGGCGGACUUAUGUAUAGCUCCAACUUUCAAUGAUGUCCGUUCUCUAAUUGUAAACACCUCUUUAUCUUGUGUGCGCCGUGGGCAUUGUUGUGGUAAAGGCAUUGGUGUGCGUUUUGACGCCAUUCAAUCGCUAUUUUCAAUGAAUCAGAAACUUUAGGCCAGUUUCGACUGAGUAUCGUUAUCCCCUGCGUUCGUAACACCCCUGCGUACCUGUCCGUCGAAUGGACCAUGUCCUGCAGUCCUCUCUAGAACGUCCCGGUCGUGCCGGCAGGUCCCCCAGCGCGGCGUGGUCUCGGACCGCCACGUCACCCUGACCUUCCCUGGGUGACGGCGUGACGUGGAUCAUCCCACGCGCCCGGCGCGCUCCUCCGUUCCUGGCUCGGCGACCUGCGUUCCUCGUUCACUGACUGAUCCCGCCAUCCGGCCGCUCCUUACCUCGCCGCUGACACCGCGGUGAGUCUGGACGGACCGCGGCUUGUCGUCUGCUUAACUUGCAUUAAUCGCCGUUCAUGUUUUUCACUGACGAAAUGUGUUAAAUACAUUCCACUUCUACUCA